Molecule: messenger RNA, 912 nt
Organism: Babjeviella inositovora NRRL Y-12698
Lineage: Eukaryota; Fungi; Ascomycota; Pichiomycetes; Serinales
Gene: SUI2
Product: translation initiation factor eIF2 subunit alpha
Exons: 1
Coding region: 1-912 (303 amino acids)
Cellular component (GO): eukaryotic translation initiation factor 2B complex; multi-eIF complex; eukaryotic translation initiation factor 2 complex
Molecular function (GO): RNA binding; ribosome binding; translation initiation factor activity
Source: RefSeq, a predicted model, not a curated record
AUGAGCACCGCUAACUGCAGAUUCUACGAAAACAAGUUCCCAGAGGUGGACGAUGUUGUGAUGGUCAACGUCCAACAGAUUGCUGAGAUGGGGGCGUAUGUCAAGUUGUUGGAGUACGAGAACAUCGAGGGGAUGGUCUUGCUUUCCGAGUUAUCCAGACGUCGUAUCCGUUCGAUCCAGAAGUUGAUCCGUGUGGGCAAAAACGAGGUUGUGGUUGUCUUGAGAGUCGACAAGGAGAAGGGGUACAUUGAUUUGUCCAAGAGAAGAGUCUCCUCCGAAGACGUCGCUAAGUGUGAGGAAAGAUACACCAAGAGCAAGGCCGUGCACUCCAUCUUGAGACACUGUGCCGAGAAAUUCAAUCUCCCGUUGGAAGGCUUGUAUAAAACUGUCGGCUGGCCGUUGUCUCGUAAAUUUGGACAUGCCUACGACGCCUUCAAGGUGUCCAUCACCGACCCAACCAUUUUCAACGAUGUCACUCCACCGAACGAAGAGGUGCUUGCCGAAUUGAAGAUGUACAUUUCCAGAAGAUUGACCCCACAGGCCAUCAAGAUCCGCGCCGAUGUCGAGGUUUCUUGUUUCGGCUACGAGGGUAUCGAUGCCAUCAAGGCCGCGUUAUACGACGCUGAGGCCUUGUCCACCGAGCAGAUGCAGAUCAAGGUCAAGUUGGUUGCCGCGCCGUUGUACGUCGUGACCACCCAGGCCUUAGACAAGCAGCAGGGGAUCGAGUUGAUAGAGCAGGCGAUCGAGAAGAUUAAGGAGCAGAUUACCGUUUCUGGUGGUGUCUGCAACGUCACCAUGGCUCCGAAGGCGGUUACUGCCACCGAGGACGCCGAAUUACAGGCCUUGAUGGAGCGCAAGGAGAUGGAGGGGAAGCAGAACUCGGACUCCGAGUCUGACUCCGAGGAGGAAUAA